This is a messenger RNA of Cherax quadricarinatus, 5446 nucleotides long. Its product is annotated as SET domain-containing protein 9. NCBI's taxonomy places the organism in Eukaryota, Metazoa, Arthropoda, Malacostraca, Decapoda, Parastacidae. The record is from RefSeq and is a predicted model, not a curated record.
CAAGAGUGUGUAAGUCUUCCAGAAUAUACCUUGAGACAGUAACCACCGACCGAACACUGAAAUGUUGAAGAAAUUAUCCUCUAUUUGGAAAUCUUACAAAUACCGCUUUGUUCCAUGGAUUGCUUUCAACUUAAACAACAGACUUCGCCUUCACAUAUGAUUAGUCUUGUCAAGGAAGCCUUCACUUACGGCCAAACAUCAGGGGGGAAAACCAUCGUGGAGUGAAAUGUGACUGCCUCGUGGUGCAUAAUUGGCGGGAAGCUAGGGGACACGUGGAACUGUGACUGCUGAACCCUCUUGUUUUGAUUUGUAGUAGAUAAGAGAUUCUAUGGAUCAGUAAGCUAUGUAGGGGGUGGCCUCUUUUGUAACAAGUGAAAUAAAUUCCAGUGGGAUUUUUUUUUUUUUUUUUUUUUGAUAACGUACAUACCAACAGAGAGCAGUAUGCCCCCCUUCAAGAAGAUAGAUUCUCUGACAGAGAUCUGUUCUGAGUGGGUAUGGCGGUGGCUGCAUCACUGUCUCGACUACCAGGCGGCGCCCCGGGAACGUAUGCGACAACGGGAAUACGUCUUAGCAACCCUCAACCCAAACAUCCGGCAGCAGCUGCUUAAUCGCAUCUUAAGCUUACAAAUGAACGAUGUGAUGCUCAGCGGUAAGUGCAUGUUGCUGGAGAUGCUGGGCGACCGCAGCACACAAUGGGUAGACCUCUCACAAAGUGGCUACGGGUAUGUAGACGAAGUUUUCCACUUCUACCGUACCCUCACCCUUGGCUUGCUUAUCAAUAUCACGCGAUUAGGAUUGAUUUGCAACGUUAAAACAAAAGUUGACUGCAAAUAUUUGUUGGAUAUUAAUUGUACGUUCUAUCGAGUGCUGAAUCAGAUGCGUCACCUACAGUGGGUAACCCUAGGUGGCGUGGGAGAUCGUACUAUCCUGGCCACGCUGGGCGCCAACUGUUACCAGCUGGAGCACCUGAACGUUCAGGACUCCGUGAGGGUGGACGACGAUGCUGUGGCCGCCUUGUUGCUGAAGAAUCCUCAAGCUGUGGAUGGACUGAGCAAGAAGCAAGUUUUAGAUACAGCUUUACCUUCUAAUCCCUGCUGUAAAACUCUGAGCUUCGUAUGUGUGUGUGGGACGCAAGUGAGUCUGGUGAGUGCUGCCCUCCUCUUGAGGUAUGUGCCAGCACUGACAUCUUUUGGAGGCUCCGUAGAAGGUGGAUCUCUCUCUAGUCUGAUUGAACUGCUUCAGCCAGAGAAAGGAGUAACCAAACUCAAUCUCAAUAAGUUUUGGGACUCCAAAAUUUUACCGCAUCAAGCUUCUCUUAUGAACGUAGCGUGCCCAAAACUCACUUUUUUAAUGACUACUGCCUCUUCGUUGCCCUCGCUACACUUCCUCUACCCCAUCGCUUCCCUAACUGUUGAGCUCAGUUUUCACGGCUGUGCAGCUGACAUAUACAGUUACUUGGGAGCCCGAGGAGAGAACUUAAAAACCCUCAUUUUCACUGACAAUUUGAACUGUCUCCUCGACAUGGCUUGGUUGAUGGAGUUAACUCCGAACUUAGAGCAGAUUGAAUCCAGUUUGUACAUAGAAGAAGGCUACGAAAUUGUUGGGUGGAAGCUGCUGAAAGAAGCCACGGUAACGGUAAAUUCGUCCAAAACUCUUCUCACCUUGCUCUCCCACACUCCGAACGUAAGACACCUCAGCAUUAAUUUUUUGCCGCAGCCCUACAUGGAAACCUUUGAGUGCAUCAACGAUGACCUUAUAAUUAAUGUCAUCUCCGCCGGGGGUCUGAUGAGGCUCGAGAAACUCACUAUUACCGAGUGUGCUAUAACCAUCAAGGGCCUCAAUUGGCUCUUCCUCCACUGUGCUGAGCUGACUUACAUAGCACGACUUCUCUUCUGGAAGAAUGUUUCACAGGAGGAUAUACACCAGCUUCAUGUACAAGCAAAUCAGAACAACUGGCAACUAACAAUUGUACUUCGGUGAACUGGCAUAGUCAAAGAUUGAAAAAAAAAAAUGGGGAUGAAAAUUAAAUUUUGUGAUGCCACAUAUCUAAGUAAUGAGGUAUUUUAAUGACAUCCCGUCAAGAUGGGAGGUAAUUCAUGUAGCAUGAUCAGCACCUCCCAGUCAAGAAUAUGGCAAACUUGCGUAUUUGUCUACCUGUUAAUUUACAUACGAUUGUUAAAUAAUACUUGUACUUAAUAUCAGGCAUUUUAAUGUCAGCGAUAUCCAAAAGUAUCAUGAAGAUAAGUACCUCGUUAAGCAUUGUGGCUUACACGUGUUGUAGGCUGUAGGGUAUGUUUCAAGGGAGGUACAUAUUCUUUAUUUAGAAUGCUUUUUGCAUCAAGUGGAAAACUUUCUGUACUUUUUAUAUCCCUGUAUGAUAUUAGUAUGUACUCCCAGUCGACUUUUAUUUUUUGAUUAUACAUCUUGUGUAGAAACUGUGUUCAGUAUUUUUUUUUACAGUUACCCAAGUUUGUGGUUAAUUUAUCAUUCAUUGUUAAAACUAGACAGGUAUGUCAAUAUGUUUUCUCAUCUACUGGGAAUGACCGAAUCGUACAGCAGGAUCAAGAAUAAACGUGUCAAUCCUAUAGUAAAAUGACGUGUCAAAUUCGUUGUGGUAUUCGUUAAUUAAGCCCACCCACACACACACACACACACACACACACACUCACUCACUCACUAUAUAUAUACAGUGGUCCCCCGCUUUUCGUAGUUCCCGGCAAUCGUAAAAUUCGCCAAUCAUAGGGGUAUUUUCAUAUAAACAUGGACUCGCUUUUCAUAGGUUGACUCGCGAGUCGUAGUUCGUCCGGGAUGCCUACCCACUGCGUGAGCCGGGGUAGCAGCCAGUCAGGCAUUGUUUACCAGGGAGUGAAGGUCCCCUCACGUGCUCCAGCGAAAUAUUUCAUAAUAUUCCAUUUAUUUUAGUGCUUGCAAGUACUAAAUAAGCUACCAUGUCUCCAAAGAAAGCCCCUAGUGCCAAGCCUGUGGUAAAGGUGAGAAAUACGAUUGAAUUUAAGAAAACCAUCAUUGAACAAUAUGAAAGUGGUACAAGUGUGGCCGAACUGUCCAGGAUGUGUAAGAAACCCUACACAACUUUGUUCCAUAGUGGCCAAGAAAAAGGAAAUAAAGGAUGCUGUUGUUGCAAAAGGAGUAACUAUGCUGACAAAAAUGAGAUCACCAGUACUGGAAGAGGUUGAGAAGUUAUUAUUGGUGUGGAUAAAUGAGAAACAAUUAGCAGGAGAUACUCUUAUGACUUCGAUUUUUUGUGAAAAAGGCUAGGCAGUUGCAUGAAGAUUUGGUAAAGAAAUUGCCUGCAAAUAGUGGUGAAGUGAGUGAAUUUAAGGCCAGCAAAGGCUGGUUUGAGAAAUUUAAGAACCGUACUGGCAUAUACAGUGUGGUAAGGCAUAGUGAGGCUGCCAGUUUGGACCACAAGGUGGCUGAAAAAUAUGUGCAUGAAUUCCAGGAGUACAUAAAGGCUGAAGGACUGAAACCUGAACAAGUGUUCAAUUGUGACGAAACAGGCCUCUUUUGAAAGAAAAUGCCAAAGAGGACCUUCAUUACACAAGAGGAAAAGGCAAUGCCAGGACACAAGCCUAUGAAAGACAGGCUGAUGCUAAUGUUCUGUGCUAAUGCUAGUGGGGAUUUCAAAGUGAAGCCAUUACUAGUGUACCAUUAUGAAAAUUCCAGAGUGUUCAGGAAAAACAAUGUUAUGAAGAGUAAAUUGUGUGUGUUUUGGAAAUCUAAUAGUAAGGCAUGGGUCACGAGGGAAAUUUUCGUCGAGUGGUUCAAUGAAGUGUUUGGCCCUAGUGUGAAGGAGUAUCUCCUGGAAAGAAAUUGGAUCUCAAGUGCCUGCUAGUAAUGGACAAUGCACCUGCUCAUCCUCCAAACUUGGAUGACCUAAUUUUCGAGGAGUUUGGGUUCAUCACAGUAAAGUUCUUGCCCCCGAAUACCACUCCUCUCCUCCAGCCCAUGGACCAGCAGGUUAUUGCAAACUUUAAAAAACUCUACACAAAAGCAAUGUUUCACAGGUGCUUGACUGUGACCACAGACACUCACUUGACCCUAAGGGAAUUUUGAAGAGAACACUUCAGCAUCCUCCACUGCAUAACCCUUAUAGGUAUGGCUUGGGAGGGAGUGACUACCAGGACUUUGAACUCUGCCUGGAGAAAAUUGUGGCCAGAUUGUGUCGACAAGAGGGAUUUUGAAGGAUUUGGGACUGACCCUAAUGAGCCUAUGUCUGUUGUAAAAUCAAUUGUGGCACUGGGGAGUUCCAUGGGGUUGGAUGUGAGUUUGGAGGAUGUGGAAGAAUUGGUGGAAGACCACAAUGAAGAGCUCACCACAGAGGAGCUGCAAGAGCUUCAGCAGGAAGAGCAACACAUCACAGCUCAGAAUCUUGCUGCAGAGGAGGAAGAGAGAUGGAAGAAGGUGCCUUCUUCAGAAAUUAAAGAGAUUUUUACUAUGUGGGGUAAGAUGGAAAGCUUUAUGGAGAAACAUCACCCUAACAAGGUUGUUGCAAGCCAGGUUGGCAACAUGUACAGUGACAAAGUCUUGGGCCAUUUUAGGGAAGUGUUAAAGAGACGCCAGAAACAGAGCUCUCUCCAGAGUUAUUUUGUGAGACAGGACUCCAGUGACUCAAGGUGGUUCUAGUGGCAUUAAGAAACAGAGAAGAGAAGCAACCCCAGAAAAGCAAAUGGUACCUGAGGUGUUGAUGGAAGGGGAUUCCCCUUCCAAACUAUAAACAAUCCACUCUCUCCUCCUCCUCCAGUCUCCCAUACACUAAGAAGAAUCUCCAAUAAAGGUAAGUGUUAUGCUGUUAAUGUUUCAUUCAUCAUUUCUCAUUGUAUUAUGUACUAAUUACCUUUACCUGUUUUAAUACCACAUUUACUAUCCUAGAUUACUCUUAAUUACCUUGUACUGCCAUAUAACCUCAAGUAUAACUACCAGUGCAAUAUUGAAUGAAAUAAACAUUACUAUUUCACUUUUUUGUAAUCAUUAUUACUUACUAAAAUUUUAUUAAACACCAUAUUUACUACCAGUCAAUUUUACUUUUGUACAUUAAACAUUAUUUUAUACUUCCCAUAACAUUUUGUUGCCAAAUUUUCAAGUUUUUAUAUUCAACCCCAACCUUGUAUUAUCCUUUGUACCUGUGUACCUGGGUACCUGUCUACCAUCUUACUAUCAUAUUAUAACCAAGACAUUACCAUUGUGAUUUUUUACUAUUAUUCUUUUGUACUUUAAUUGUGAAUUUUUUUUGUCAAUUUAAAUCUAUAGUUAUAACCUUGAUCUUGUCAACAACCCAUACCAGACUCUAGUGCAAUUGCAAGUACCAUUUCAAAUUGUAUUUUUAUAUUACAAGUUUAUAUUAUAAUUCCUACCAUCUGUCCAUUUAACUUUGCUUACCAUUACUUAAUUUUAGUCCCUUUUAUAUUUUCUCCUUUAUUUUAGCUUU